This is a messenger RNA of Diversispora eburnea, 919 nucleotides long. The record is from the annotation of a GenBank genome assembly. Lineage: Eukaryota; Fungi; Glomeromycota; Glomeromycetes; Diversisporales; Diversisporaceae.
AUGGCUGCUUCAAAUUCUCGUUGGGUAAAUAAAAUUGAUAACUUAGUCCAUAAUUAUCCCAAACUGCCAGACUUUCCCUUAGGUAAUGAAAGUCUACCAUUUCAGAUUGGGAAGAACGUUUCAGUGAAGGAGUAUAAUACUUUUCUUGAACGACACGAAUCAACCGGGUACAAAUUUUACUGGAAAAAUAAAAACGUGUACAUUAUUGAAAUGGCAAACCAAGAUCAUGAGGCUGUUAUAUCAUAUCUUCAAGAUUGUUUUAAAGAACCAAAUAAUCGUGUGAAAAUUCAUCCGCCGAUAGAAGUUUAUGGUCAACCAUAUCAUUUUAAACCAAUGGGCAGUGGAGAAAAAAUGGCACCUGAUAUCGCGGUUUGUCCGAGCGAAGCACACGUUUUACGACCAUUAAUUCCUCAUCCUGGUCCUCCUCCCAGUACCACAAAUAGACGUAACCACGCAAGAAUUUUUUGUGAGGUUGCUAAUGCUCAAAAAGUUAGUCUUUGGGAAACAACAUGCGAAACCUGGAUGCACGAAAAAUAUGUGCGAUGUGUAUUCGGUGUUAAGCUUGAUGACACAACAACUUCACAAGUCCAUGCACAUAGAGGAAUGAUAGCCAAGUUAUGGUCGCGUCGAACAUUAGCAGGAAGUGUCUUAUCAACCAACCCAACUCUAGCAGGGGCAGGAGUGCAUAUUAAAACGUGGGAUUUCGGAACUGUACAAUUCAAUACUCAAACACCCACUGGUUGUAAUAGAGUGAAUCUUCCUGCAUAUCGGGUCACUAUUCCGAUAUCGGAUGUUUUCUGGGACCCCCCCAUUGUUCAUGGAAAUGUAAAUGAGACGGGAUAUACUCCAACAGUUCCAACUGGAGUUGUUGGUACCGAUUUUGUCAUUGAUUUAUAUGGAAUUCAACAAUGGGUUUUAA